Messenger RNA from Zychaea mexicana, 1541 nucleotides. Its product is annotated as armadillo-type protein. Gene Ontology annotation, cellular component: cytoplasm; membrane. Gene Ontology annotation, molecular function: protein binding. The coding region runs from base 156 to 1436 and encodes 426 amino acids. The transcript is spliced from 6 exons. The record is from RefSeq and is a predicted model, not a curated record. NCBI's taxonomy places the organism in Eukaryota, Fungi, Mucoromycota, Mucoromycetes, Mucorales, Lichtheimiaceae.
CUCGAGCAGAGUGACCGGGCCUCGAAAAUCGAGCAGUCGUCUUUUUUUCUUUUUUCGCUUCCUCUUCUUCUUCUGCACAACAGACCUACUUUUCCCUGUCCAAACUAGCUUGCAUCUUUACGAACAGCAGGAACUAAAGAGAACCAACAACUUACAUGAAUUCUACCCAAUCUCCGGCUCAAACCAAUACUAAACCUGCUUUGCAUGGUGUCAAGAUAAAGCAAAGAAAAGGUGUUCAAAAAGCACAAGCCAAGCACGAACCUGAAGUGUUCAGGGAUCAAUUAUUGCAACAAUUGAAUACUGUCGAUAAAGACAACUUUGACGAAAUCACGGCCAGACUCGACGCAGCUGGAAACACUCUAGAGUACCGUAAAUACGCCGAUUCGCUUUUCGAAAUUCUUAUUACAGGCGGCAUUGUCGAACCCGGAGGAAUCGUUAGUGACAAUGCUGAGCGCAGUUCGUUCAGCAUCUUUUCUGCACCCGAAGAUGCCGAAUCCAUCAAGCAACAUGUCAAUGUCUUUAACAAGGUCAUUCGACGCUACAAAUAUUUGCAGCGGUCGCUCGAAGAUACCCUCAAGCACGUGUUGCAAUUCAUCAACAAGUGGCAAUUUGCCGAGAACAACAAGCUUGCCAUGGCAACCGGCUAUAUCAUUACAAGUCAGCUUACGAACGUCUCCAUCUUGAAGGUCUUACUGAAGGAUUACCUGGUCAAGGAUGGCGCUUCGCUAGAGUUUGCAACCAGUGUGUUCCGAACCAUUCUUAGCGAACAGUCUAUCGACCAGUUUGGCAAGAUGCUCAUUAACACCGGUAUGGAUGCCAAGCUGAUUGAGUUGUUCCCUCCAAACAAGCGUGAGGAGGACUGUCUUGCUCGCCAUUUCGAGGCCGAAGACAUGAAACAACUCGUUGGUUUCCAUCAAAAGAAUCUCAAGGAUUCGAUCAAGGAUGAGUUUAUGGUGAAGCUCAAGGACAUGAUGUCCGAGGAGGCCAAGCCGAACGAGGUGGCCACGUAUGUUAAACAAAUCAUGAAGGAGAACGGUUUGAACGAACCUGAGGCGAUUCAAAUUGUUUGGAUGUCUGUUCUCGGCACUAUUGACCUGAUCAAUGCCAGACCUGAUCAGGUGGAGAUUCAAGCAUUGCGCGCAAUCAAGGGCUGGGCUCCCGUGCUGGAAGCUUUCACAUCAUCGCCCAAGACCGAGCUAGUGCUUCUCCAAAAGGUGCAAAUUUCGUGUUACGAAGAUGCAAAGCUGACCAAGUUUUUCCGUCAAAUCGUGCAAGUUCUGUACAAGCAUGACGUGUUGUCAGACAAUGCCAUUAUCUUCUGGGCUGACAAGGCUCACAAACCCCAGGGCAAGACUGUGUUCUUGAAGCAAAUGGAAGCCUUUGUCAAGUGGCUGCGUGAGAAUGAGGAUAGCAGCGAAGAGGAAGACGAUGAGUAAAAAAAAAAGAAUAAAGAUGCUUGUGAACCGUGAUAAUUUUGAGAGUAAAAUGCCCUUGCUGUAUAUUUCCUUUUGUCAAGAAAAGAAAGAGAGAGAGAGAGAGAG